Dermacentor silvarum is the source of this 640-nucleotide messenger RNA. RefSeq lists its product as uncharacterized. The transcript has 4 exons. NCBI's taxonomy places the organism in Eukaryota, Metazoa, Arthropoda, Arachnida, Ixodida, Ixodidae. Bases 67 to 576 code for a protein of 169 amino acids. The record is from RefSeq and is a predicted model, not a curated record.
CACUGCCGAAAGCACGAGCCACGACCGGGACUAUGCGACAUCUGCCUGACAUACACUUACCCUGAUAUGUCGACAUAUAAUCCAUUGACGCGCCAUCGACCAUCUGCGCAGGACCAAUAUUUCUCACCUAUGUCGACGAUGUUUCUGCGCCUGGUACCAAUCGUGCUGGUGACCUUAGCGACCGGGGCAGGUCUCACUGACGCAAGCUAUGCGCCCACUACGAUGUUUGAGGUACCCGAGUCGGCCUACCACCAGUACGCGCAUCUAGCAGUAGAGCUGGCGCGCUUCAAGUCACAGUUUCGGCGACCGGCCUUGUACCUAUUGGGCCUGAGGAGAGUUUAUUGGCCGAGAGGAAAAAAUAACAUAGUCGUGGUCACCAUUGACGUCGCUGACUCGACCUGCAACAGGUGGCCAAGGAAACCACGGAACCACUGCAAGCCACAGGUAUCCUCGCCCAUAUAUUCCUGCAAAGGCAGAGUACUGGUCAAAAAUGGAGUGGAGUUCAUUAGGUUUUUGUGGACAAAGUGCUGGAAAAGCAUCUGUCGCAAACAUGACCACGUCGGCUACUCCUUCUAGAUGCCUCGGUUGAUAUCUAAAAAAUACACUUGGAGAAAGUAAAGAGAAAAUAUUGUGUUAGGAA